Molecule: messenger RNA, 582 nt
Organism: Sordaria macrospora k-hell
Lineage: Eukaryota; Fungi; Ascomycota; Sordariomycetes; Sordariales; Sordariaceae
Biological process (GO): regulation of DNA-templated transcription
Cellular component (GO): histone deacetylase complex
Molecular function (GO): protein binding; transcription coregulator activity
Source: RefSeq, a predicted model, not a curated record
AUGGCACCGCCAAGGAAGAACCAGAACCACGACGACAAGUCAGACACUCCCCAUGAGGAGGGGGGAGGAGGAGGAGGGAAAGGAGGAAAGAAGAAUGGCCAUACCGGAGGCACCAAGAUGCGGCGAGGCGGAAGUUCCACGGGCUCGAGCCUACGUGAGGUGACCAACGCCGCCGCCGUUCUUACUUCGCAUCCUGCGACGACGACAACAACAACAAAAGAGUCGGAGGCAAGCAACCCAGGUCUCCAAUGGCCCGCCUUCGAGAGAGACGUCCUCCACGCCUACCGACGGGCCUACCGCCUCCAGACCCCGACCGCAUACGCGAACCCCGUCCACCAAUGGGUCCUCACCCAGCCCGGCAGCGUCGGUCUAUACUCGCCCACGAUUGCGCGACGCAAGGAAUACCGGAGGCAAAGCAAGGACCAGUUGACCAGCACGGUGCGCAAGCACUUCAACGGCCUCGGCGUCCAGGAGAACGACAUCAUUGUCGACUUUUUGCACAAGAUUCGCACCUCCCAAGGCGUGCCCAAGAAGAAGGUUAUCAAGCCGAGGGAAUACAUCACCUUGCCUCCGGAGGAAUGA